Molecule: messenger RNA, 619 nt
Organism: Neltuma alba
Lineage: Eukaryota; Viridiplantae; Streptophyta; Magnoliopsida; Fabales; Fabaceae
Exons: 2
Coding region: 29-619 (196 amino acids)
Biological process (GO): cellular response to heat
Source: RefSeq, a predicted model, not a curated record
GCUCCAUAUAACACACUAUUUAUUAUAUAUGCAAUAUAUCCAAACCAUCAUGGCUCUUGAACUUCGCCAUAAUCGCUUCUACGAGGUUUUUGAACCUCAAUGCAAAUGGAACAAAUUUGAAACCCUUGAUAUCGAUCUCAAAGGUUUCAAAACUGAACACGUAAAGGUUCAAAUCAACCAGAGCAAAGGGAUGCUGGUAAUCCAUGGAGAACGACCAUUAGGUGGCACGACUACUAAAUGGACCCGUUUUCGCAAAACCAUCAAACUUUCUGAAGACUCAAAUCUGAAUGAGAUCCGAGCCAAGUUUUCCGAUGGGGUUCUUUCCAUUCAGGUGCCAAAACAGGUGAAAGAACCAGGAAACGACGUCGUCGUCGGCAGAGAAGGUAGCCAUUGGAGGGAUUCUGCGGGUUGGGGAAUAGUGAAGACCAGUAGUUGGGGGACCAUGAAAGUUGCAGUGAUGGCUUUGGCGGUGGUUACGGUGGGGAUUACGAUAGGAGCUAAAUCAGCAGCGCCGCCGCCCCGACCAGUGCUCCCCAAUAAGGAAGAUGUCGUUGUGGAUCGGGCUGUAAAGGAACCAGAUAAUCAAUCCAAACCCGGCUUUAAUUUUCUAUUCAAAUAG